UUGUUGAAAAUGAAUCCAGAGAGCUAUCAGUGCUCCCCAACCGAGAUGGUGCCCAACAGCCGCUUCCCUGUGCUGGUCUACCGUGAUGUGCUCCAGAAGCCAUACAAUGAGGAAAUUAUUUGCAGCCAGAUCGAGCAGAACGCAUGGAUACACCGCCGCACAUGGGGUGGAAUACCUCGCCACCACUUCCACCCGAACACUAACGAGGUAUACGCUGUUUGUGCAGGAUCGUCAACGCUAUCUUUAGGGGCAUACCCAGGCCAGGACGCAACCUUGACGGUGAAACUCAUUGCGGGGAUUCUUAUAGUCCUUCCCGCAGGAGUAUCACACUGUUCCCUGGAAUGGUCAAAUGACUAUCGCUACCUUAGAUUCUACCCCGUGGAUUCACCUCGAUGGAAGAACGAGCAUUGCUCCUCCCCAGAUAGGCUGGUUGACCUCUCUGCGAAAGCAACGGCGGUCCCCGUGCCGACGAAGGAUCCAUUUAAUGGAUGUCGUGGAGGCCUGUUAACUAUCUGGGGCUCCGCUGUAUCGUUGUGA
This is a messenger RNA of Exophiala aquamarina CBS 119918, 537 nucleotides long. RefSeq lists its product as uncharacterized. Bases 10 to 537 code for a protein of 175 amino acids. The record is from RefSeq and is a predicted model, not a curated record. NCBI's taxonomy places the organism in Eukaryota, Fungi, Ascomycota, Eurotiomycetes, Chaetothyriales, Herpotrichiellaceae. The transcript has 4 exons.